AUGGGCAUGCGAGUUUCCCAGCAUGCCUCAGGGGUAGAGGUGGAGGUGUAUGAGGGGGUGGAGUCUGUCCUGCUGCCCUGUGAAAUAUCAGCUGAUGUUUCCAGGAGCUCCACAGCAGCAGUGUGGAGUCACAAGGAGCUCAUCGUCCCAACAGUCCACGUGCGUCUGCACAGCGGUGAUGAAUUUGAACGACAAAACAAUCGUUACACCGACCGAACAUCAAUGAGAGCUGACGCUCUGCAGACUGGAGACCUCAGCCUCACUCUGAGGAACCCUACAGUCUCUGACAGUGGAACCUACACCUGCACCACCCGCAGGUUUGGACAAGAUCAGACCAAGAUCCAUGUGCAGCUGAAGGUCACAGAACCUCCUCCAGCCUGGACUAAAGUUCUACCUGGUGUCCUGGUUCCUGUGGUUCUCCUGGCUGCUGGAUUUGGUGUCUUCAUGUAUUAUAGAUAUAAAAUUAUGAAGAGCAGAAAAGACUAUCCAUUGGAGAUAGUGGAGGUGACACAGGAGGAGAAGUCUGUCCUGCUGCCCUUUAAAUUCACAGAAGAUCUUCCUCAGGACGUCAGAGUGGAGUGGAAACACAGAAACAAGAAGGUCCAUGAGUAUCAGAGCAACCAAAACCAACCUCUGCUACAGGACCAGGAUCACAGAGAUCGCACAGAGAUGAAUGAAGAUCCACUGAGAGCUAAAGACCUCAGUCUGACACUGAAAGACCCCCAACUUAGUGACCAUGGUGGCUACACCUGCACCGUCUACAACAAGGGUGGAGACAUCCUGCUACACAAAGUGGUGUCACUGAAUAUGACAGUUCCUGAGGUGCAGAUGGUGGAAACAGUUAAAGGGGUGCAGUCUGUCGUGCUGCCAUUUAAAGCUGAAGUCAGAAACCCUGAGGAUGUGACAGUGGAGUGGAAACACAAAGACAAGAAAGUCCACGAGUAUCAGAGAGGACGAAACCAGUCUCACAUACAAGGACGCUCAGAGAUGAAGACAGAGCAAAUAAAUACUGGAGACCUCAGUCUGACCCUGAAAGACCUCCAACUUACUGACAGUGGAGUCUACACCUGCACCGUCUGCAACAAGGAUGGACACAUGCUGCUACAGAAAGUAGUGACUCUCAGUGUCAGAGACUACCAGGCAGGGGUGGUGGAGGUGACACAGGGCCAGAAGUCUGUCCUGAUGCCAUUUAAAAUCACAGAUGAGCUUCCUCCAGAGGUCAAAGUGCAGUGGAGACUCACUCACCCUGAAGACAAGAUGGUCCUCUUGUAUGACAGCAGCCAGAAACAGCCUCUCUCACAGGAUCAGGUUUAUGGAGGCCGCACAGAGAUGCCUGACAAUGCCCUGAAAAAUAAAGACCUCAGUCUGACCCUGAAAGACCUCCAACUUACUGACAGUGGAGUCUACACCUGCACCGUCUGCAACAAGGACGGACUCAUGCUGCUACAGAAAUCAGUGACUCUCAGUGUCAGAGUUCCUGAGGAGCAGGUGAAGGGAAAAGUUAAAGAGUCUGUCGUGCUGCCAUUUAAAGCUGAAGUCAGCAACCCUGAGGAUGUGACAGUGGAGUGGAAACACAAAGACAAGAAAGUCCACGAGUAUCAGAGAGGACGAAACCAGUCUCACAUACAAGGACGCUCAGAGAUGAAGAAAGAGCAAAUAAAUACUGGAGACCUCAGUCUGACCCUGAAAGACCUCCAACCUACUGACAGUGGAGUCUACACCUGCACUGUCUGCAACAAAGAUGAAGACAUCCUACUACAGAAAGUAUUCAGUCUCAGGGUCAAAGAAAGUCUUCGAGAUCGUUUCUUCAUGGUUCAACAAGAAGGAUCCACAGGCCAGUGAUGGAGCUCCUUCCUCUGAGACGGUCCAAAGACUUCAGGAGGAGACGUGUGAUGAAGUCAGCAGUAACUCUACAUUCAGAGAGAAAUCUGUGACCAACCAACACGUACAUUCCUCUGAAUAGAUGAAGUAACUGGGUCUGUAUUAUCUGCCAUUUAUUUCUCAUCAUCCUCUGAGAUUGUAAUUCCCUAAUAUGUGACUGUAUGUGUGACUGAGAUAUUUCAUAUUUCUGUAUCAGUGAUGUUUUUAAAGCAUGAAUUUCACACUGAUUUAAAUGAAGGUUUCAAUCAGAGCCUCCAGAGAAUCCUCUGAUGAGCCAUCAGGCUGGAAGACUUCAUUUCAGCUUUCUAACAAUAAAGCAGUGUCAUCAGCUAACUGUCAUAUUGUUGUGUUUUAUACUGUUGUUGAUGUUUGGAUGACUCAAUG
Messenger RNA from Archocentrus centrarchus (flier cichlid), 2265 nucleotides. RefSeq names its product titin-like. The transcript has 9 exons. NCBI's taxonomy places the organism in Eukaryota, Metazoa, Chordata, Actinopteri, Cichliformes, Cichlidae. Bases 1 to 1842 code for a protein of 613 amino acids. Gene Ontology annotation, biological process: positive regulation of T cell proliferation; T cell costimulation; cell surface receptor signaling pathway. The record is from RefSeq and is a predicted model, not a curated record. Gene Ontology annotation, cellular component: external side of plasma membrane.